Molecule: messenger RNA, 780 nt
Organism: Durio zibethinus
Lineage: Eukaryota; Viridiplantae; Streptophyta; Magnoliopsida; Malvales; Malvaceae
Gene: SUMO1
Product: small ubiquitin-like modifier 1
Molecular function (GO): protein binding
Source: RefSeq, a predicted model, not a curated record
UCCUUCCACUGUGAUCAUCUGAAAAAUCAAUCGUUGACUCGGAGCACCGAAAACCCCAAACCCAAACCGUAAUCGAAUCCCAUAUAGCCCAGAGGAAGUAGAAGAAGAAGAUGUCAGGAGUAACCAAUCAAGAGGAAGACAAGAAGCCUGCUGAUCAAACGGCUCACAUCAAUCUCAAAGUCAAAGGCCAGGAUGGUAAUGAAGUAUUCUUUAGGAUUAAAAGAACUACCCAACUGAAGAAGCUUAUGAAUGCCUAUUGUGAUCGACAAUCAGUGGAUUUUAACUCUAUUGCCUUCCUGUUUGAUGGCCGCCGCCUGCGAGGGGAGCAGACUCCUGAUGAGUUGGAAAUGGAGGAUGGGGAUGAGAUAGAUGCAAUGCUACAUCAAACAGGUGGUGCUAUGGCCUAACUAGCUGGUUUUUAGGUUAUUUAUCAUUUAUGUACUAGGAUUUAAGUGGCGGCACUCAGUCGAAUUAGGAUCUACUUAAAUAUAACCUCUGAAACUACGUGGUCUGUUCGUUGCCUCGUAACCCUGUUUGUGGAUGUUACUUCUAAGUAGUAUUUUUAUGUGUUGUUGAAGUUUUCUCUUUCUGAUUGCUUUAGGAAUCACAUUUCAGGAAAGGGCGUGAAAAUCCUAAGAUCAUAGUUGGCUUAGGAUGUUUGAUGUCCCAUUAAAUCCAUGCCAUGAAUUGAUAUGGUGUGAAGGCUGAGCUGAGCCAUACUUUGCAAUAAAUGUUACCUUAAAUGCUGUCUGAAUGAGAUCUUGCUUUUCAUUAGAAUAA